Molecule: messenger RNA, 545 nt
Organism: Exserohilum turcica Et28A
Lineage: Eukaryota; Fungi; Ascomycota; Dothideomycetes; Pleosporales; Pleosporaceae
Exons: 2
Coding region: 223-411 (62 amino acids)
Source: RefSeq, a predicted model, not a curated record
GCAGUGCACAGGAAGAAAGAUGAGCAUGGUCAAAGCCAUGGCGUGGCAGUGCCAGCGCAAACUCAGCCACGAAAAGGCUAAUUUCCGAUUAUUUAUUUAUUUUAUUGAAUCGAAUUGAAUUUCCAACGGAGCGGCGGCGGAAGCAGGCAAAGGAAAGACAGAAUCAAAUCAAAUACUCAAAACACGGUCGAACUCUCGGUACAGCUGCUGUUGUGCGCGCCCAUGACCAAGCCGUGUGGAUUACAUCAAGACAGCGUGUAUGUAUGCCAAGCAGAAGCAGAAGCAGAACAAGACAGGCGCGUCAGUAGGGCGUACCAAACAACGAAUGGAACGCGCCAUUGCUCGAGAGAGCGCGUGGAGCAGAAAAAGAGAAGACGGAUGGCUAUGGCGCGAGAGGGACGGCAGCCGUAGCGGGGCCCUCACACACCCCAGGCAGUCAAGGGGGUUUUAGUGUGUAGAGUUUACAGCGAACACACACACACACACAGAGAGAGAGACGGCCGGACAAAGACGAUUGAGGGCGUCGGAAUGGACUCAAUGAAAUG